UUAAAAUGAACAAAUUACCUUAUUAACCUUUGGGUUUUGUAUUAAAAUUUGAUCCACCCAUUAUUGGAUUGUUAUAUCAUCCUGUAGAGAAUAAGAAAGUGAAUAAGAAAAAGAAGAAGUGUUAUGCUAUUCAUUUGAAUAAUUUGAUCUUUUUAGUUGAACCUGAAGAUAUUGUAGAGGCAUUGUUUAAUGAGCAUCAAGAAUUCCUAGAUCCUGAUGUUGUCAAACCACAACAAGUACAUUUGAUCACUUAAAAAGGUCUAUAAAUUGGUGUUGCGAUUAGUUGCUUAUAGAGAUCAUUAGUUAAGAAAUAUGUAAGAAAUGGGUGAAGAUAUGGGUACUCUUAUUUCACAUAAUUAAAGCUGACGGCUAUUAUGAAGAAGAAGAAGAAGAGCCAGUACAAUAGCCUAAAGGUAAAGGAGGGAAAGCAUAAGCAUAAUAACGAAGAACUAAUGAUAAUAAUAGAUCAUUUUGAUUUUUUAUAUUAUAACGAUAAUUACAAU
Messenger RNA from Paramecium primaurelia, 503 nucleotides. NCBI's taxonomy places the organism in Eukaryota, Ciliophora, Oligohymenophorea, Peniculida, Parameciidae. The record is from the annotation of a GenBank genome assembly.